AGCACGAGCGAGGGGCGGGGCCACUCGGACGGUGGCCGGGAAGGUACAGAGUAGUUAGGGAUCCCGGGUCGGGACGGGGAUGGUGGCCGGCAUGGAGUAUCUGGAGCGUUGCGCUUGGUUCGUCCGGACUACGCUAGUGCGGGCGGCGGUGCGGCGCUACCUGCCUUGGGCGCUGCUUGCCUUCAUGCUGGGCGGCUCCUUAAUCAAGGAGUUCUCUCCUCUGCCCCCGAGCUACCUCAGCAACAAGCGCAACGUCCUCAACGUGUAUUUUGUCAAAGUGGCCUGGGGCUGGACCUUCAUUCUUCUCCUGCCUUUCAUUGCCCUCACCAACUAUCAUCUGACAGGGAAGGCUGGUGUCGUCCUCAGGCGGCUGUGCGCACUUCUGGUGGGGACGAUGGUCUGGUAUGUCAGCACAAGUAUCUUCUUGAACAUUGAACACUACACAGGCAGCUGCUACAAAUCACCUGCCCUGGAAAGUAUUCGAAAGGAGUAUAACAGCAAGGAGGAGUGCCGUAAAGGUGGCGGGUUCUGGCACGGCUUUGACAUCUCUGGCCACUCCUUCCUUCUGACCUACUGUGCUCUGCUCAUUGUGGAGGAGAUGGCUGUUCUGCAAGAGGUCAAGAUAGACAGGAGCCAUGGCCUGCACUUCACUCUCACCUCCUUGGUCGUUGCCUUGGGCUGCUUGAUGUACAUCUGGGUUUGGAUGUUCCUUUGCACUGCUGUCUAUUUCCAUGACCUGUCUCAGAAAGUGUUCGGUACCCUGUUUGGCUUGGUGGGCUGGUAUGGAACAUAUCGGUUCUGGUACCUGAAACCUUUUUCUCCUGGACUUCCUCCCCAGAGCUCCAGUCUGAAUUUGAAGCAAGAUAGUUACAAGAAAUAAAAAAAAAUUAGGGAGCGACAAGAAAGUUAAUCUUUAUUUAUUUUGAUUAGGUAUCUUUACUCAACUAUCAGUCCUAUCUCACUUGACAGUUUUAGCAAGGACAGGGGCUGGAGAGUGGCCCAUGUGGAAUGAGUUCAUUCCCAUCCUAUUCUUGGCAAAUGCUUGAUAUUGACGGUUUCACAGCAAGGGAAAAGAUGGAAAACAUCUUACAGUCCCACCAAAAGAAGCUGUCUGGGAUCAUUUAAUGUAGGUGUAAGAGCUCUGAACAUGAAUUGUGCUGUUUAACCAGAUUGGCCUGGGCUUCUUCUGACAUUGACCUGGGACUUCUUUGUUUUUUAGGUCUUUUGGGGACCAGGACUCAGAUACAUGCUGAAUGGCUAGUUAUGCCUGGAUGCAAGGUUAAGGGCCCCAGAAUUGUCUUUAUCCUCUGCUGUCUCCUAGCUGCCAAUUGUCUUUUCGUUUGAGUGACUUUUAAUAUUAUUUAAAUGUUUGCCUUGGAUACUCUUUGCUUAAGUCUUUCAGGCUGGGAUCUUGCCCAUGGGGGAAAAAGCCUGGAAAAACUAUCUCCUUGUAAUAUUUACAUUUCUUCAGUUGACUGUAAAUAUUGCAGCCAGAUUCUGAUUGACUGCCUUUUAAACUGGAGUGCCUUAAAGACAAAAGUGUUAGAUAACUUUUGUGCACUCACUGAAAGUGAGUAAUUGUCCAUCCAUCUUCUGUUGAAACUGUGAGAAUGUUUGUUUCUUUGAGUAAAUUCUGUAAAAUUGUUGGCAGUAACUGGGUGGUUGGUUAAAGCCUUAAAUGAAGUUCUUAAGGUUUACAACCUCCCAAUCUUGUCUUUUGGUAUAAAUUUAGGUAGUUUUGUUUCUUGUCUUUUUUUUCCUUUUUUGCCUUUGAGCAAUAACUGACUUUUGAAAAACCAAAAAUUGUGGUUUGUGAUGUUAAAUAAGUUGCAGGUCAGAAAAUUGUACAGAAUGGAAGGUAACUUAUUUUUAAGAGGUUUAUUAGCUGAUUCAAGAUGAUCUUGCCAGAAUUAGUCUUUGUACUAAAAUUUCAUUUCCCUGAAUAUCACUCAGUGAUGUAAAGAGUACCUUUGUCGGGUAAAAAAAUGUACAAAUUGGGCUGCCAUGUAUUGAAGUUUUCUGUUUCUGAAGAAAAAUCAUGAUAUAUUCUUUAGUGUUGAAAGGAAGCAUUCCCCAUUAUGAGUAGCGGCAAGAAGCCAGUGCAUUUAGAAAAUACCCUAUGAGACUUGUAUUCUAGUCCUAGCUAGUUUUGUUGACUUUGGCAAAUCCCUUCCUUCUUUGGGCCUCAGUUUCCCCAUCUGUAAAAGGAAGAAUUGGAAUAGAUCUCUACGGGCCUUCUUUUGGUUUUCAGUUAAAUUUUAUUUUCAGAUCUACAUUUUCUUCCUGCCACUUCUACCUAGCUCCUCUUCCAACUGAGAAAUCGAAAAAACAAAACAAACAUGUUUCAGACAUGUAUAGUUAAAACAAUUUCCCACAUUGGCCAUGUCAAAAAAGGUCUUAAUGUGUGCUCUGAGUUCAGAGUGCCUCUUUAUCAGGGGAUAGGUAGAAUGUUUCAUUUUGGAAUUGUGGUUAGGCAUUUUGUUGAUCAGAGUUUCUAAGCCUUUCACAACUGAUUAUCUCUAAAGUAUUGCUAUUACUCUUUAAAUUAUUCUCCUGGUCCUACUUCAUUCUGCAUCAGUUCAUACAAGCCUUCCCAGGUUUCUCUGAAACCAUCCCUUUUGUAAUUUCUCAUAGCACAAUAGUAUUAUUUCACAUACAUAUGCCAUAACUUAUCCAGUCAUUUCCCAGUUGAUGGCUACCCGCCUCAGUUUCUAAUUUACUACCACAAAACAAACUGCUGCUAUAAAUAUUUUUUGUACAUAUGGGUCCUUUUCUUCUUUCUUUGACCUCUUUGGAGUAUAGACAUAUUAGUGGAAUUCCUGGGUCAAAGAGUAUGCACAGUUUAAUAGCUUUUUGGUCAUGAUUCCAAAUUGCUUUCAAGAAUGACUAGUUCACAGCUCCACCAAACAGUGCAUUAAUGUACCUGUUUUCCCACAGCCCCUCCAGCAAAUUUGUCAUUUUCCAUUUUUGGCGACUUGACCAAUCCUAUGGGUGUGAGAUGGAAUCUCAGAGUUGUUUUAUUUUGCCUUUCUCCAAUUAUUAGUAAUUUUGAGCAUUUUUGCAUCUGGUUAUUGAAAACUUAGAUUUCUUCCUCUGGAAACUGCCAGUUCAUAUCCUUUGACUAUCAAUAUAAAUUUGAAUCAGUUCUCUCUAGAUAUCUGAGAUCUUUUCUGGCUCUGACAUUCUUUGUGCUUAAUAACAACAAUAAUAAAUAAUGAUGAUGAUUUUAAUAACGGUAACUUACAUAGCAUUUUAAGGUUUACAAAGUACUUUCCUCAUGACCCCAUGAGGAUCCCUUAUUUUACAAAUGGGGACACUUAGUUUCAGGGCAGUGGAAUGACUUCUGAUUUCAAUCCUUUUCAAAAUCCUUUGCUCUUUCCCCAACAUCAUGCUGCCUCCUUGUUUUGUGUUCUUGCAUUUGCUUUCUCCCUAUAAUAAUCUAUAUUUUAAGGUUUCUUCCUGCUCUGACAAUCUGCUUUAUUAGUCUAUGUUCUAAAGUCCCUUCUAACUCAAGCAUUGUAUGUUUCUAAGCUUUGCCCCCAUCCUCCCAUUCUGUCUAUCUUGCUAAAACUCAUUUUCCUAGAUCAGAUUCCAGCUUUGUUGUUUGUUAGUUCCCAGUGGAGCAUGGUGCACAUCGAGAAGUUGAAAUAACCUGGUCAUCUUCACCCAUGGGCAGCCUCAUUGAAUCUUCUAGUCACUUGAACAAAGCCAGUCUUAAGAAGCUCUAACCUUGACAAUAGUAUUAUGUAACGAACACUACACUUUACUGCCAUAGCUCAAGCUUUUAUGAUGAGCUCUAGGAAGCAGUGGCUGCACAUCUCCUGUAAAGAUGUAUUUAAGUUAUGUAUUCCUGCCCCAGAGUGUCAGGUUAAUUGUUCAUGAAUGAAAUAACAGAUGUGAUUACACUCACUGUGACUCUGGCUAGUGGGAUUGCAUUGUGUGUUAGUAGUGUUGGCAGGACUUGAUGGGCCUUGACAGUAAUCCAGUUCCCCUUGUGAAAUUUGGACCAACCAGGUUUGUCAAAGGCAACUCCCACUUUUCCUGCCACCUGAAACUGAGAAAUGUUUCUCAGGUUCUGACUUCAGCAUCUAUAGGUAACUGUCACAAAUACACUUUUUUGCUCAGGAAGUUUGUUUGUCAGACUUAAAUUUUGGAAUGUUUUUCUCAUACUCUUGGUUUGGUUUGGGUUCAGUGUCUUUUUCACUAUGAGUUGUGAGAGUCAGUUAUACAUAAUAGGUUCGUACAAAAGGACAAGACAGCAGGAAAUAUUUGGUUUUCCUGUAUGAUCCCAGCCCCCAGGAUCCUCAGUCUUAAUCCUUUUUAUGGGGGAACAAACAACACAUUUGUCCUCUUCUAGGCUAAGACUUAAGACAUCUUGAUUCAGCAUUCAAAAAAUAUUUAUUAAGUGCUCUUCAGUAGCUUUGUAGUAGGAAGCUCACAUCCUGGUUAAGUUAACUUCUUUUCCCAGAUCUUCUGGACUGUUGACCCCUUAUAUUGCACUUAUGCCAGGCAAGAACGGGGCUGGCUCUCUGGCAGCCUUAAAAAAAUCAGAGUGUAUUGACUCCUUAAGCUCCAUUCCUCUAAGUUCUUAUGGCUUUUCAGGGUUCCCAUUCUCCCAGGGGCCCCCUUCCCACCUAUAAUUGUCAAAGAGGAAGAUGUGGUGGAAGAAAUCAGGACAUGGUUUGGGUGAAGAGCAAGAGUUACGUCUCCUGUACUCCACUUGGAUGCCAUUUUGGGUCUGGGUCUCUCUCGUGUUCCAAACUCAGCCUUGUUGUGUGUGUUGAAAGGUAAAUAUUGUCAUCAGGUGCUGAGGAAGAGCCUUCCAAGGGUGUCUGGACUCAGAAAACCGUGUCAUUGUUUUGUCUUCCAGUACUGAGGUUCAUUCACUUGGGAGCCUUGUUGUCCAGGCACAUCUGUUAUAGUCUGAGCACCAGAUUGUAUUUAAGGAAUGGCUCUUGACAUUGUUAAAUACACAGUGGAUCGUACGUGUAAACGAUAAAAUUAAAGUAAACUAAAAAAUAAAGAUUCUUGAUUCUGG
Messenger RNA from Trichosurus vulpecula (common brushtail), 5038 nucleotides. RefSeq names its product fat storage inducing transmembrane protein 2 (gene FITM2). Gene Ontology annotation, cellular component: endoplasmic reticulum membrane. The transcript is spliced from 2 exons. Bases 80 to 880 code for a protein of 266 amino acids. Lineage: Eukaryota; Metazoa; Chordata; Mammalia; Diprotodontia; Phalangeridae. Gene Ontology annotation, biological process: lipid droplet organization; phospholipid biosynthetic process; lipid storage. The record is from RefSeq and is a predicted model, not a curated record.